UUUGUGUCAAUAUCGUUGUUUUCACGCUCGUCCGUGCUCCAUCCGAGUUUCUUCAAUAAGUAACCAACCGAGAGUGUUGUGUGCGGCCAGCCACAAGGAAGCAAGAUCAGGCAGUGCGGCAGCACCGAAUUCCGACUUGUUGAAAGUCAUUCGACUUUACCAACAAACCGACUGAGGGCCUAUGGGUGCGGUUUUCGCGUUGUAGUCAAUUUCCCAACCUAAACCAACAGCAUCCAGCGCAAUUUCUCUUGAGCAGAGUGGUAAAUUCCCGCAGCUGUUUAGUUUGUGUUGUCGAGUUACUUGGUUCGCAACAAAGAGAGGAGAAAAAAACUUGAGCAACCAAACCGGAACAACAGUGUAGUUUUUCUUUGCAACGCGUAUCAAAUUCGCUAAUCAGUCAGUAUAAGUCCAGCGCAGAAGAAUAGUGCAUCGAUUUGCUGAAGUGCUACGGAUCGCGGCUUGGUGGGGGACUGUGCAUUUGUUCCGAGGAAUAAAAGACACACACAGAGAGGCACAUACGCGUGCACAAAUCUACGCACAUACUUGAAGGACAGUACCUUUCGGCGUCGCAGAGAACGGAAGUGAACGCGCGGAGCUUUAAAAAUGUUAACACCACGGAUACUCAGAAUAGCGAUAGUGUUAUGCGUCAUCAUAGCAAUCUUCUCACAGACCACCGACAGCGCUCAGACAAAACGACGUAUUCGCCGACCGACCAGUCUCAAAUCAUCGACGGCUUCAUCCAAACAGCCCAUCGAGGACAACCAGAUCCCGACCAAAAAGAUUGCCCAGGACCGAUCGGAUCAGGCUCCCGCCUCGGCCACAAACCGGUUCCGCGUGCGUUCUAAAACACGUGGUGGGACAGCCCUUGCCGCAGGUGCCGGAGCCGCCGUUCUAGCUGGUGCCGCUACCAAUGCGUUGGUCACCAAGAAGGUCCAGGAUAAGGACGGAUAUAAGAUCGUUUGCUACUAUACCAACUGGUCCCAGUACCGUACUAAGAUUGGUAAGUUUGUCCCGGAGGACAUUCCGGCAGAUCUCUGUACCCACAUCAUAUUUGCAUUCGGGUGGCUGAAAAAGGGUAAGCUAAGUUCUUUCGAAAGUAACGAUGAAACGAAGGACGGCAAAACUGGCUUGUACGACAGAAUGCUGGCCCUGAAGAAGGUCAAUCCCAAACUAAAGGUGCUGUUGGCGAUCGGUGGUUGGUCGUUUGGAACUCAGAAAUUCAAGGAAAUGUCCGCUACACGUUAUGCCCGGCAGACCUUCAUUUACUCGGCAAUUCCAUUCCUGCGUCAGCGAGGUUUCGACGGACUUGAUAUGGAUUGGGAGUACCCGAAGGGAACGGACGAUAAGAAAAACUUUGUCCUACUGCUGAAGGAACUGAGAGAGGCAUUCGAAGCCGAGUCGCAGGAGAUUCGCCAGCCAAGACUGCUACUGACUGCUGCCGUACCCGUUGGUCCGGACAAUGUGCGUGGAGGAUAUGAUGUACCAGCGGUGGCCAGUUACUUGGACUUUAUCAACCUGAUGGCUUACGAUUUCCAUGGAAAAUGGGAACGUGAAACGGGACAUAAUGCUCCGCUGUAUGCUCCUUCGUCGGAUUCGGAAUGGCGUAAGCAACUGUCGGUUGAUUUCGCGGCUAAUUUGUGGGUGAAAAUGGGUGCACCGAAGGAAAAACUAGUUAUCGGUAUGGCGACUUACGGGCGUUCAUUCACUUUGUCUAACACGGAUCGCUGGAAGGUUAAUUCGCCAGCAAAGGACGGAGGAAAGGCAGGUGAAUACACCAAGGAGUCUGGGUUCUUGGCAUACUACGAAAUUUGUGAGCUUCUGUUGAACGGAGCUGCGUACGUUUGGGAUGAAGAGAUGAAGGUUCCUUAUAUGGUCCAUGGAGAUCUGUGGGUUGGAUUCGAUGACGAACGGUCCAUUCGUAACAAGAUGGUCUGGGUUAAGACCAAUGGCUAUGCUGGCGCUAUGGUGUGGACCGUGGACAUGGAUGACUUCAGUGGAACGGUUUGUGGAGGAAACGUUAAAUAUCCGCUGAUCGGUGCUAUGCGUGAGGAAUUGCUGGGCGUGAGUCGUGGCAAGGAAGCUAAGGAUGUCAACUGGUCCGAGGUGGCCGCUACUAUCCAAGAGAAGGAAGAAGAGUUACCUGCUCCUAUUGUGAUUCCCGUCGAAGAGUUACUCAGCAAGAUUCAGAAACCACAGAAAAAGAUCAUCAAACAGGGAUUGGCAGCUAUCGAAAAGAAUUCUCGUCCAGGUCAAGUAUUUUGUUAUCUAACCAGCUGGUCCUCCAAGAGACCUGGAGCCGGAAAGUUCGAACCCAAGGACAUUGACGCUAAACUGUGUACUCAUGUGGUAUACGCAUUCGCCACUCUGAAGGACCACAAACUUACCGAGGCCAACGAAAGUGAUCCGGACAUGUACGAUGAGGUAAUCGCUCUUCGCGAAAAGAACCCGGAUCUGCAAAUUCUGCUGGCCAUUGGAGGAUGGGCCUUCGGAUCAACUCCAUUCAAAGAGCUAACUUCGAACGUGUUCCGUAUGAACCAGUUUGUCUAUGAGGCUAUUGAAUUUCUACGGGAGUAUCAAUUCAACGGUUUGGAUGUAGACUGGGAGUACCCACGGGGGGCGGACGAUCGUAAGGCUUAUGUGGAUCUUCUUCGUGAACUGCGCAUUGCUUUCGAGGGUGAAGCCAAGACUUCCGGUCAACCAAGACUGCUGCUCACGGCUGCUGUGCCAGCGUCUUUCGAAGCCAUUGCCGCAGGCUACGAUGUUCCAGAAAUUUCCAAAUAUCUUGAUUUCAUUAACGUUAUGACCUACGACUUCCAUGGGCAAUGGGAACGUCAAGUCGGCCACAAUGCCCCAUUGUUCCCGCUAGAUACUGCCUCUGCCUAUCAAAAGAAAUUGACCGUAGACUACAGUGCUCGGGAAUGGGUCAAGCAGGGAGCUCCCAAGGAGAAGUUAUUGAUCGGUAUGCCGACUUAUGGUCGUUCGUUCACGUUGGUCAACCAGACACAGUUCGAUAUUGGAGCACCCGCUUCUGGAGGUGGAAACCCCGGUAAAUUCACCAACGAAGCUGGAUUCCUGAGCUACUAUGAAAUAUGUGCCUUCCUUGGAGUGGACAACACAACCCUGGUGUGGGAUUCUGAGCAGCAAGUGCCAUUCGCCUACCGCAAGGAUCAGUGGGUCGGAUUCGAUGAUGAGCGAUCACUGAAAACGAAGAUGGAGUGGCUGAAAGAGAUGGGAUUCGGUGGCAUUAUGGUGUGGUCUAUUGACAUGGACGAUUUCUCCGGUCGUUGUGGAAGCGGAAAGUUCCCACUGCUGAGUGUUCUUAAUAAUGAACUGGAGGACUACAAGGUUCUGCUGGAAUAUGAUGGUCCCUAUGAGUCGUCCGGACCACGCGGUGCUUACACCACCAAGGAUCCAAACGAAGUCACUUGCGCCGAAACGGACGGUCACAUCAGUUAUCAUCCAGACAAAAGCGACUGCACUCACUACUUCAUGUGCGAAGGAGAACGCAAACAUCACAUGCCUUGCCCAGCCAAUCUGGUCUUCAACCCAAAUGAAAAUGUGUGCGAUUGGCCUGAAAACGUUGAGGGUUGCCAAAAUCAUGGGCAGGCUUCUGCUUAAACAUUUCUUGUCCUCUAGGGUGGUCCCAGAGCCUCGAGCCUCAAACUUUACAAAAAGGUUCGUAAGCAAAACAGAAUAUUGCGUUGAUACGGUCAAAGAGGGAUCUUAAGGUCCACAAAAAAAUACUCCAACCGUUGGUCACCUUCGGAGCAGCAUAUUUAUGGGUAAUCAAACAAUUGAUAAACCUAUUGUAAAUAUCUCUUAUUCAACUUUAACUCGAAUUGCACCCAGUUAAACCGAAAUCUGCAAAUGAAAACUAAAUAUCACUGCCUCUCAUAAGUAAAUUCAAGACGCAUAACUGCCUUUUCUACCUUAUAUUCAGCUGGAAUUGUUCACAAACUCGAUCAGUUAUAAUCGCACAGAAACAUGUAAACAGUCACAAAAGACACAAACUAUUCGUAGAGAAAAUCUAAGAGCCACUCUUUUUUAUAUCCUUUAUGUUUAAAGAAUGCUAUUUAUAUACGAGAGAAUUAAGAAUCCUCCCCCUUUACACCUAAGUAUUGUUAAAAUAACGAACGAGCUAUGGAUACGGAGCAUCAGAAAAAUUAAAUAAAAACAAGCUAUAUGCACGAUGAAUAGCGCUAUUCAUCAAACAAACAAUAACAAAAAAACAAACAAGGGAACCAUGUUAAGAAGAAAAAUCAGGAGAAAGCAGCUUCUUAAUUUUGGUUUAUAGUUUUCACCGAAUUUUUAUUUUCUAUCUGCAAUGUUUCACAAAACAGCUGAUUCGUAAACUCUGUGUAAAUGUGUUUUUGAAUAGAUGUAUAAAAUCUGUGAUAAUUAAGUGUAUAUAAACAGCAAAAACAAAACUCAGAACAGAAGCGUGUUUGACAUCGGAAAAAGUAAAACGAAGGAAAGAAAAAUUGUUAAAAGUAGGAAGAUGAAUGGACUGCUCAUUUUCUAUUUGUAAGAAAAUUAAUGUGGUACUACGGACCACGCCAGCAAGUAGUUGCAUUAAAUCUUCCGAAAUCAACAGUAGGUAUGGUGGAAAAGAUGAGCAGAGAAAGAAAUCAGCAAUCAUAAGCGAAAGAAGCGAAACAAAAAUCAAACAGGACAUAGGACAACGUUACGGCAAGAUCUAGACAGUGCCUCUGGUAAUUGAAGUCGUCGAAUCGUGAAGCAAAAACAUUUGAGAUAACUGAAACUGCAAGUAAACAGUCUAGAUGUAAAUGUAACAAUUGUAAUUUACCAAUGGUACAGAACGAUUUUUUUGAAAUAAAGAAUUAUUUAAA
Messenger RNA from Topomyia yanbarensis, 4850 nucleotides. It is a transcript of the gene Cht7, whose product is annotated as probable chitinase 10. Gene Ontology annotation, molecular function: chitin binding; hydrolase activity, hydrolyzing O-glycosyl compounds. Lineage: Eukaryota; Metazoa; Arthropoda; Insecta; Diptera; Culicidae. Gene Ontology annotation, cellular component: extracellular region. The transcript has 11 exons. The coding region runs from base 604 to 3618 and encodes 1004 amino acids. Gene Ontology annotation, biological process: chitin catabolic process; carbohydrate metabolic process. The record is from RefSeq and is a predicted model, not a curated record.